AUGUGGGGAAAACCAAAGCAGUGUCAUAAGAAAAAAUAUAGUUAUGAAUUGGGUGUCGACGUUUGUUUGAGAUCCGCAUUUUGUCCAGAUUUACGUUUUGAUAUAAACGAAGGUCCUGUAUCAUUAUGUGUAUUUGCAUUGGGUGCUCAAGCUGAAUCAUCCCGGAAACCACCAAAAUCACCAUUAAUGUUUAACGAAACAUUGUCAUUUAAACAAAAAAUCGAUUCUCCGAACGAAGUUAGUUGCGAUAGACUUUUAUUAGGAGAUAAGCACUUGUUUAUGGAAUUAGUUCAAUGGGGAGAUUGUGAUGAUUAUCAAUAUGGAAACACUUGCGCUGAAUAUUGUACUCCAUUAUCUGAAUUUUUACCGAGAGAUUGUGAUCUUCCGUUUUCGUUAAACCGUAGUACUGAUUAUGGUGGGGUUGAAAAGAAAGUACUUAUGAAACCAACUCUUGGUGUUGAGGACGAAGAACAAGAUCCAAAAGUAACGUUACAUUUCGAGGUUGACAUUCAUUUUCAAGAAAUUGACAAUUACUGUGGAAAUAAAUUAAGAAAUGCUUUUAAUUCACUAAAUGGACUUUGUAAUUUCAUCUAAAAGCGAAAAAACAGUUUCAA
Chrysoperla carnea is the source of this 614-nucleotide messenger RNA. RefSeq lists its product as uncharacterized. Lineage: Eukaryota; Metazoa; Arthropoda; Insecta; Neuroptera; Chrysopidae. The record is from RefSeq and is a predicted model, not a curated record. The transcript is spliced from 4 exons. Bases 1 to 594 code for a protein of 197 amino acids.